UCCUCAUUCAAACUGACUCACUGACAUUUGGACCACUCACGGUUUUAAACACGGUUUAUAUGGCUAAGUGUCCCAUGACCCUCAACAACUUUAUUUAAAUUGCUGGUGCUCGAUCAAGUCCUUCAAGAGACAUUCAUAUUGAGGAGAGCAACCGUGUACAGGUCAAGGAAGUAAAAACUGAGAUGACACCUUUGAUGUUUAAAGAUGCUUUUUGGGGUUCUGAAUUCACUUGUCAUGCUGGGUAUGACGCCGUGAUCCAAAGGUUACGAGAUGGAAGGCAAAUGUGCAAAGAUGUGGAGGACCUUUUAAAGUUGAGGUCACAAGCAGAGGAGAAGUAUGGGAAGGAGCUUGUGACGAUUGCUCGCAAAGCUGGAGGAGACACAGAGAUCAGCACCUUGAGAGCGUCUUUUGACCAAUUAAAAGCGCAAAUUGAGAACAUCGGGCACUUUCACAUCCAGCUGUCAGAUAUAUUGAAAGAGGAGGUGAAAAAGAUUGAGACAUUCAGAGAACGCCAGAAAGAGCAGAGGAAGAAGUUUCAGAGCAUUAUGGAGAAGGUACAGAAGAAAAAGGCGUCUUUGUACAGGAAAACCAUGGAGUCAAAGAAGAACUACGAGCUGAGAUGCAGGGAAGCUGAAGAGGCAGAACAGGUGGCUGAGAAGACAAUUGUUACAUCCAAAAACCCAGACAAGAUUCGUCACAGGUCCAAGCAAUGCAGACAGAUUGCCAAGGAUGCAGAGAAGCAGUAUGCUACCAAUAUAGUUCAACUGGAAAGUAUUCGUCAGGACUGGGAAGAAACGCACAAAAGCACAUGUGAGGUUUUCCAGCAGCUGGAGGGAGAUCGUAUCAGCAUGCUCAGGUGUGUUCUCUGGGACCACUGCAAUCAUUUCUCCAUGCAGUGUGUCAAAGAUGAUGAGGUUUACGAGGAGGUGAGGAGACUACUGGAACUGUGUGACAUCACGACAGACAAUAACUAUUUCAUCAAGAUGAAAAGCACAGGAUCAAGGCCUCCAGAGCCAAUAUCAUUUGAGAGUUACUAUCAAACGGAGUCCGGGAACAGCAAUGGGCAAGCUCAUUUCCCAGAAGGAAGAGAUGACAUGUUGAGAUCACUCAGGUGGUCUGAUCCCCUUCUUGCAAAUUCUGUGAACAUCAGUGUGGACAACUUUCAGAACUCACAAUCAACUCUGACAUCUAUUGACGAGUCUGAGCUUUCAGAUGGAGGAUAUGCACCCCUACCAGGCCUCCAGUACGCAGCAUCAGUGGCUGCAGCUUCAACUGAUGAAGACAGCUACAUUGUGCUUUAUGAAUACACCGCACAGGAAGAGGAUGAACUGUCUGUUCACAGAGGAGACGUGGUCCGAGUGUUGGAGCGGGGAGAAGAUGGCUGGUGGAUGGUGGAAAUGACAGGGCUGAGUGGCCUGGUGCCAGGAAACUAUCUGGGCAAAAUGUGAACAUGCACACACACAACAUGAGAAUACAAAAAGCCCCCCAAACAGAUUGAUUGAACCAAAUUGAACAGUGGCUUUGUUAUUUAUUAAUAAUUUCCUAGUCUUAAAACAUUAUUACAUGGUAACCCUGCUACCUCAUUUGUUGUUCAUCUGGGACUCUCAGUGUCCCAUCACCCUGUGCUUUCCCAUACUACACACACAGUACAGUCUCAUGGGACUGAAGAAUGAUAAACCAGCUGCUGUUGCAAAUUUAUAUAUUGGCUUCCAAUGACAUCGCUCUGUCAACCUGCUGUUCAACAAUAACUUGUUCAACAAUCCAAAGGUUGAUCAACAAAUCACAAAGAAAUAAUGGAUAGAUGGAUUUAUCGUCUCAUUGUUAUUACUGAUGACAAUAUUAGCUGUCUUAGCUGAGCUCUGUAUUUGGAGUUCAGCUAAGACAGCCAUUUUUUGAGGUGGGCACCCAUCUCUACAAGUGAUCAAAUAUGUCAGAAAUUGCCUUGGACUGUUGUUGUUGUUGUUGUUCUUCUUCUUCUUCUUCUUCUUCUUUUUAUAAAUUACACAUCCUGUCUAAAACAAUAGCUCAACUGUAUGCAAGGAUGAGCCAACACUUGACAGUUGACUAAGUAGCAUGUUGAAAUAGCGCCUGGUUUGGUUUUGUCUCUUCAGUUCUUAGGUGUGUUAUUACUUUGCUUUGUUUUUGAGUGUGUUUGUGAAUUAGGGAAGCAACACAUUCUGUAUAUAAUUUCAUUUUAUGUCUACUGUCCUUAAGGUGUAUUUUGUGUGAUCCCUCAGUAGACCAUCAGCUACUAUACUAUGGUGGUAGCAGCUAAAGCAGAUUAGAAUUAAUAGUAAUUUAUAUAACUGAGCAAACUAAUUUCAACUGAUGGCACAGAUAUUUAUCACAGAGUCAUAUUCAUACUUUCAGGUGGCUGAUGAAAUAUCAAAUCAUUACCUCUGUAUGUAUUGGUUUAAGUGGUAACAUAUUUACUUUCA
Molecule: messenger RNA, 2438 nt
Organism: Scatophagus argus
Lineage: Eukaryota; Metazoa; Chordata; Actinopteri; Scatophagidae
Product: proline-serine-threonine phosphatase-interacting protein 1-like
Exons: 15
Coding region: 183-1448 (421 amino acids)
Biological process (GO): actin filament polymerization
Cellular component (GO): plasma membrane; actin filament; cytoplasm
Molecular function (GO): actin filament binding
Source: RefSeq, a predicted model, not a curated record